This is a messenger RNA of Oppia nitens, 948 nucleotides long. RefSeq lists its product as uncharacterized. The transcript is spliced from 3 exons. Bases 1 to 948 code for a protein of 315 amino acids. The record is from RefSeq and is a predicted model, not a curated record. Lineage: Eukaryota; Metazoa; Arthropoda; Arachnida; Sarcoptiformes; Oppiidae.
AUGUCAAAAUUAAGUUGUUUGUCGAUAGCUAUUAUGAUUUUAGUAUAUGUGCUUACAGUGCACAGCAAUCCUAUACUUGAUGAUCAUUAUUCCGACUGCGAUAUUGCCUACCAGUGCAUCGGUAUGACUGAUGAGUGUAUCAGCAAAAAAUCAUGUCAAGUGUUGCUUAAAAUAAAACCGUCCACUCAAAAUGAUAAACCCGGUGUCAUGUUUCAAAUUUAUUGGCAACGUCAGACCACAUCAGAGGACAGGUAUCUGGGCAUUGGUUUGUCCAGUGAUACACAAAUGGGAAACGAUUCGGUGACCCUGUUUUCAAUGGGAACUGAUGAUUCAGUUCAGUCUAGACAAGGACUGACAUAUUGUGAUACCAACUGUGGUAUCAAAUAUGUCGACGUUAAAGGUAUGCCCGCAGCUAAAGGAAAGUUUUCCGACAAUCAAUUGACUGGUCAGUGGUGGCGACCGGAGGAAACGGAUGUCGAUACUAUUCAUUUCAAUUUAAAAGCUAACAACUAUUAUCUAUUUCUUGCCUAUGGGCCGGUAGAUAAACAAGGUAAUCCUAUACAUCAUACCACUGCUUAUGUAUCGCACAAUCCUAUAAGUUUUGAGGCCGAUCCACAUAAGACAACGAUACAAACAACUUUACCAUCAACACAGCCAACAACAAAACCAACACCUCCGCCAACAACACAGCCAACCGCAGCGCCAACAACACAGCCAACAGCACCUCCGCCAACAACACAGCCAACCGCAGCGCCUACAACACCGCCUACAACACCGCCAACAACACCGCCAACAACACCGCCAACAACACCGCCAACAUCAAAGCCAACUAUUAGUCCGGUGCUGACAACAACAGGCAAACCCAGUAGUGCCGUAACAUUCAUUAGUAGUCCAAUAAUAAUAAUAUUUACAUUACGUACGUCAAACAUCUGUAUAUUUUUGCAAUAA